UGGGUGCCGCUGAGCAAGAUGGAGCUGUCUGCAGUGGGCGAACGGGUCUUCGCGGCCGAAUCCAUCAUCAAGCGGCGGAUCCGCAAGGGACGUAUCGAGUACCUGGUGAAAUGGAAGGGGUGGGCGAUCAAGUACAGCACUUGGGAGCCCGAAGAGAACAUCCUGGACUCGCGGCUCAUCGCCGCCUUCGAGCAGAAGGAGAGGGAGCGUGAGCUGUAUGGGCCCAAGAAGAGGGGACCCAAACCCAAAACUUUCCUCCUGAAGGCCCGGGCCCAGGCAGAGGCCCUCCGCGUCAGUGAUGUGCAUUUCUCUGUCAAGCCGAGCGCCAGCGCCUCCUCGCCCAAGCUGCACUCCAGCGCGGCCGUGCACAGGCUCAAGAAGGACAUCCGCCGCUGCCACCGCAUGUCCCGCCGCCCCCUGCCCCGUCCGGACCCCCAGGGAGGCAGCCCCGGCCUGCGCCCGCCCAUCUCGCCCUUCUCCGAGACGGUUCGCAUCAUCAAUCGCAAGGUGAAGCCGCGAGAGCCCAAGCGGAACCGCAUCAUCCUCAACCUGAAGGUGAUAGACAAGGGCCCGGGUGCCGGGGGCGCCGGGCAGGGCGCAGGGGCGCUCGCCCGCCCCAAAGUGCCCUCGAGGAAUCGCGUCAUCGGCAAGAGCAAGAAGUUCAGCGAGAGCAUGCUGCGCACGCAGAUUCGCCACAUGAAGUUCGGAGCCUUCGCGCUCUACAAGCCCCCGCCCGCCCCGCUGUCGCCCCCUCCCGCCGGCAAGGCUGACCUUGCUGCUUCCCCAGGCCCGGGGCUGCUCCUGGCCACCCCCACGGCCACCUACGACGCCCGCAGCUCCAGCUCCUCCGGCUGCCCCUCACCCACACCGCAGUCUUCCUCUGACCCCGACGACACGCCCCCCAAGCUGCUCCCCGAGACCAUAAGCCCCUCUGCCCCUGAGUGGCGCGAGCCCGAGGUGCUCGACCUGUCCAUCCCUCCUGAGUCGGCAGCCACCAGCAAGCGGGCGCCUCCAGAUGUCACUCCUGCUGCCGGGCAGGCACUUCCCUCGGCCCCAGAGCCCACCAGUGCCUCCUCGGAGCCUGAGGCUGGGGACUGGCGCCCAGAGAUGUCACCUUGCUCCAAUGUGGUCGUCACCGAUGUCACCAGCAACCUCCUGACGGUCACUAUCAAGGAAUUCUGCAACCCUGAGGAUUUUGAGAAGGUGGCUGCUGGGGUAGCAGGUGCUGCAGGGGGGCUUGGUAGCAGUGGGGUAAGCAAGUGAGGGCCGCCCCCAGGAGGGGGGCUGUGGGGGGGCCUCCUGUCCGAAGUCACACUUGUGCUCCCAUCCCACCUCUGCCCUUAGACCCGUCCGCCUGUGCUUUGCUUGUCUCACAUGGCUCGGCGCUGACCCAGGGAUGGGCCGGGCAGUUGGCCCCCGCGAAGGCCAGCAGCAGGGCAGUCCUGGACGGGGUUAGGGCCGGGUACCGAGGAAGGCUCCGUCCUGUCUCUUGUCACCGUCCCUGCCCGUGCACAGUGGGGCCUGCUGUGUGCUUUCUGGGGAGCCCCAGACCUGGGGUUCACCUGCCCUGUCCACAUCCCGCCCCGACGCCUCUCCCAGCUUGCUUCUUGCUCUCGUGUACAGCGUCUGAUCUCGGUGCUAACCCGGCAGCUGAGGGGCCCUUAGGAGACCCCAUCCAGGGUGGGCACAGCCCCUUCUGCCCAUCCGGCAAAGCCCCAGAGUGAAGGACGUGGCCAGGUGGGCUCCUCUGCCCAGCAGCAAGCUUAGCGGCCACUUUGGACCAGGCCCCUUGAGGCCCCUGGUGCCCAUCCUGCCUUUCUGAACCCAGAAUGCGCCCUACCACCACCUCCGGGCAUCUAAAGGGCCCUGCAGUUCUCGACCAAAGGUGCUGCAAGCACCUGCUUUGGGGACUCCGCUGCGUGUGUAUGUCUGCCCUGGGCAAGUGUGUAUGUGGGUCUGUAUGUGUGUUGGGUGCUGGGUGCUAACUUUUCCUGUUGGCAUCUUUACACCUCCUCGGAACAGGGUCCUAAAGGCCUGGCCCCAGGUGCACCUUGGCGGGGCCUGGCAUAGUCAGGCCUGAGCACUUUGCUGUGGGAGCCCCAGGCCUCCUCCCAGCCCGGUACACUGGGGGCAGUGAUCCCUGGGCCCUUCUCUGGGGGUGUCAGUCUGGCCGGUUGGGCCCGGCCUGCAGUCAUGGCAUGAUAAGCAUUGUGGCAGAGCUGGCCAGCCUUCCUCCACCCAGCAGUCAGGGAGAAAGGAGGCAACCUUGGAGACUUCCCAAGCACCUCCAGCUUCUCCCACCCCCUCGUAGGCCUCUGAUCCCCAAGGCUUUCACACACCAGCCUGCUUGAAGCCACGGGAGGCCGGGAUGCCCGGGCAGCUUCCAUCGCCCUGUGCUGCCUGAGUACCCAGGCUUCCAUGCCAACAGUAGUGACCAAAGCCCUACUUUUAGGUCGGGCACUGGGAGGUAGGCAGACCAAAGGGGAGAGACCACGUGUUCAGGACGGCCAGGGGGUCAGGGGGGUGCUGGCCUACUCUUGACCACUGCCUGGGAUGCAGUUGGGUGUGGGUGGCUCGUUCCUGCGUGUGGCUGGAGCUGGUUUCCGGGUGUGUGCAGCUGUAGGCACCUCGUUCAGAAGCAGGAUGGCAAGAGGCAGGCGGGAAGGGGACCAGGUCGGAUGGCCAGCACCUUGGUCCUCAGAGGAGGACACUUUCUUCUGCGUGUCCCUGCCAGGCCUGCAGCAUAGCCUCGCCCUCCCCACUGCAGGGUAUAGAACAGGGGCCCUCACAGGGUUUGAGGGGGUGGCACUGCUGGGUCCCCCCUUCCCCACCCUUUGUGCAGGCUCUGUGACCGUCCAAGUGCCAAUUGGCUUUUCCCCCAAAUAAGGGCUGGUAUUUCUCCUCUGUCCUUAGAGGCGAUUUCCCCCGACCCCCUUCCCAGGUGCCGCCUGCCUGGGUACCAGUUACAGGUGUUUCCAGAGACCAUAGAAAUGUGUUUUCCUGAGCGUCCGUGUCAUUGGUGACUUUUUUUGUAAAGAAGUUGUGUUUUCAGAGGUGAUUUUAUGACAGGAAAGUGAAAGAAUUAGUUUUGCAAAAAAAAAAAAAAAAAAAGGGAAAAAAAGCGAAAAAAGAGGAAAAAAAGAAAUAGAAAAAACUAUGGCGGGAUUCCUAAGGGAGUGGGGUGGGGGGAGAAAGAUAUUUAAAGAGAACCUAGUAGCGCGGCAUUGCACAGCCGAGGCGGUGAGGUUAGGGAGGCAGGCCGGGCUGGGGCUGCUGGCAGUGUGGACCCAGCCUGGCCUCCGGCCACCUCUCCUCUUUGGCCCCAGGUGGGUGAGACUUCUCUGCCAACCUGGGCCCAGACUUCCACACCCAUCCUUGUCCUUGCUUAAAGGGAGGGGCGACAGCCUGUCCCAGGGGAGCUGGCCUGAAGCUGGGGCGCCAGGCAGAUGGAUGCUGAGGGCUCCAAGACUCGGGAACCGAGGGGGUCUACAGGGUCCUCCCCCGGCCUGCAGUUGGUGAUUUUCUGUAGGAAGGCUGGUGAGUAGGCAGUUUGGUUUCUUGCCCUCCUCCCUUUGCCAGCUUGUUGGGCCAUCUGGUCCCUACCACUGCCACCCCAUGGGAGGGCAGCUCCCCCCAUCACCCCAAAGACCCUGACAUCCCUGAACUUCCCUGGCCAGGAGAGGGAUGCCUGCUGCAGGGAGCUGCGGGCCCCGGGAGACCGUGCUGGGUGGUGGGGAGAUGCUGCCGCCCCUCUCCCUAGCACGCGGGCUGCCUGCAGGCGCACGUGCCCUGAGGGGCGGGGUGGGCCCCAGAUCCACAGCAAGCCAAGCCCCCUCCCAUCUCCCAGGAGGCACGGCGCAGGCCCACAUGCCCUUGACCACACGCUUGCACAUGACCAGCCUCCUGCGGGCCCCUCCUCCACCCCUUGCUGCUUUCCCAUUUGCCUAAUUACCAAGCAGAAGUUGCAAUCUGGUUUGCUUUAUUUUUGUAUGUGAAAUAACCCCCAAAGCCCAAUCUCGGGUGUCCAGUAUUUCUCGGACAUCGGUUAUCUCCCCUUAAAUGCACCACCCUCCCCACCCAUGCGUUGUAGGAAACAGGUGAAGUCGGGUGUCUCUGGGUUGAGUAGGAGAGUGGGGACCCCUCCCUGUCUCAUUUCCCUUCUGACCUUGGUCUGUCUUUCCACGAAGUGGGCGUUCAGGGCGGCAAGGCCUUGGCUGAACCACUGCUUGUGUCUAAGGACUAGGGUUGCUCCAGGCUGCUGGCCCUGGGGCCUCCGGGCACCCAUAGACCCCUUUAUUCUCAACCCUGCAAAGGGGUUAAGUUCAGAAUGAGCCUCCUCCCUCUGAUCGGGGAAGAGGUGACCAUCGAUUGAGUCCCCAGUGUCUGGGUGAGGCGGGCAGAGUAAGAGGGUGACCCCAUUUGAGAGGCAGCUAAGCUGCUUCCUUGGGGUGACAUGGCAGGCCUAUAGCCCAGGCUGCCCUGGCCUUUGGAGAACAGCCCUUGAAAAGGUAGGGACCCCCAGGGUAGCACAAGGAUGCCCAAGCUCGGCAGCCUACGGCUGAGGGGUCAGCCUAGAGGAGGAAGCUCUGUCAGUCCCAGGAGGCUGGGGUGCAGUCUCUCUGGGCACCCAAGAAGAUGCCUCCUUUUCUUCCCUUUUCUGUGGUUUGGUUUUUGGGGUUUGUUUUUAUUUUUUCUUUUUGCACUUCGCCCACGCUGGACAGUGGAGCCCUGCCUGGUUAUUUCCGCUCCCGGGCUCCCAUGCACUAGCCCAAGGCAGCCUCUUUGGGGCUUGUAUGGUUUGAGGAAUCACUUUUUAAAAGAAAAAAGAAGUUUAAGGUUUUACUUUUUGCUCUGUUUGCAUCUCCUUUCAAUUCAGAAAGCCCAGGAUGAGGGGCUAGGGCCCUAAGAGAGGGCUCUCUGACCCCUUUUCCUGCUAACACCGAGAUAUGGGAGUCGGGAGCCGGUUGGGUAGGGGUCCAGGACCCCACCUCCCAGCCUGCACAUCCCCUCAAGCCUUGAAGGAAUCAGCACUCCGCUCCACCAGUGAGUGAGCGCCUACUGUAUGCAGAGCAUCAGCUAGGCUGCGGGGCGGGGGUGCUGAUGGUCUAGUGGGGGAACCCGCUCCCUAGGGGCCAGGUGGGAGGCGCCGAAUCCAGCCUGCCCUUGCUUGCUGUUGGGUGCAGGGGAGAUGGAGAUGACUUUUGUUGGUUUUAAUUUAAAAACACAAAGGCCUGAAGAAAUAAUGUAUCUUAUAAUUUUUUUAAUUUUUGAAAAGCUCAUUUAAUGAAUUGUGCACGAAUGAAUUCUAUAUAUAUAAAAAUAUACGUAUAUAGCUCUAUAUUUGGGAAGGGGCACUGUCUCUUUUUCUCUCGCGCAUUUUUAAGAUGAAGUGUUGUUGCCUUUGUCUGUGGUUCAACCAUCCAGCUCCCAGCUGGCUAAACUUCGCCUCCAGUGGUAAAAGACGGGAAUGGAGUAGGCUGGCGGGAGGGAAGUGGGGGUGGGCCGCCCAGUCCACCCUGCCCCUCCCGGAUGGAGAUGGAGGGUUUAUUUUGGGUGUGGGUUCGGUUCUCUUGUUUUGGGUUCAGUGAAUUCUGGGCCAGGGGAGGGCAGGUUCGUGCUGAUUACUCUGUCUUGUACGUUUUGUUCUGCUGCUCUUCAAUAUUGUAUGCCAGGAAAGGGGAGUGAAAAGCCUUUUACCCCCAAAUAAAUUGUCACAUUCCGAAACUACA
Molecule: messenger RNA, 5729 nt
Organism: Chinchilla lanigera (long-tailed chinchilla)
Lineage: Eukaryota; Metazoa; Chordata; Mammalia; Rodentia; Chinchillidae
Gene: Cbx6
Product: chromobox homolog 6
Exons: 5
Coding region: 19-1263 (414 amino acids)
Source: RefSeq, a predicted model, not a curated record